Arctia plantaginis is the source of this 1638-nucleotide messenger RNA. The record is from the annotation of a GenBank genome assembly. NCBI's taxonomy places the organism in Eukaryota, Metazoa, Arthropoda, Insecta, Lepidoptera, Erebidae.
AUGAUAACAAUGUUUUCAAAUUCGAAAUUACUGUGGGCGCUAUCUGAAGUGGUGAACUACUGUGCGUCGCGGACAUCACUACCGCUGUUGGCGGUGGCGGGUAUAGCGAUGUUGGUGUUGAUAUUGGCUUCGUAUAUACGAGAAACCCGCCAGCUGCCUCCUGGACCGUGGAGUCCACCCAUCGUUGGCUACCUGCCGUUCCUUGGAGUACGUCACAAGACUUUCUUAGAACUAGCACGUCAAUACGGCACUCUGUUCUCCGCGAGACUAGGCAAUCAGUUGACGAUUGUAGUUAGCGACUACAAACUUAUCAGGGAAGCUUUUCGGAGAGAAGAAUUUACCGGGCGUCCCAGUACUCCUUUAAUGCAUACCUUGGAUGGUCUUGGUAUCAUCAACAGCGAGGGCCGCCUCUGGAAGAGUCAGCGCCGUUUCUUGCACGAUAAAUUGCGAGAAUUCGGCAUGACUUACAUGGGCAAUGGCAAGAAAAUCAUGGAACGCAGAAUUAAGAAUGAAGUAUAUGAUCUCAUUGAGAAUCUACACCGUGCUGAGGGUGCUCCUAUCGAUGCAAACCCCCUCCUCGCCCUGAGUGUAUCAAACGUAAUUUGUGGGAUUACAAUGUCAGUGCGCUUCAGCCAUGGUGACAUUCGUUUUGAACGGCUCAAUAAUUUGAUUGAAGAGGGAAUGCGGCUCUUUGGCGAAGUACACUACGGAGAAUACAUUCCACUGUACAAUUAUCUCCCCGGAAAAGCGGAAGCUCAGGAAAAAGUAGCUAAGAAUCGCGAAGAAAUGUUUGCAUUCUACCAAACUUUGAUAGAUGAACAUCGUGAAACUCUUGAUGUCGAUAAAGUGAGAGAUCUUAUCGACGUCUAUCUUGUCGAAAUUGAAAAAGCCGAGGCUGAAGGCAGAGCAGAAGAACUCUUCGAGGGAAGGGAUCAUGAUUUGAAAUUUUUUACAGCAUUGCAGUUAAAGCAAAUUCUUGGUGAUCUCUUCUCUGCCGGUAUGGAAACGAUCAAAUCGUCUUUGUUAUGGAUGAUUGUCUUCAUGUUGAGGAACCCUGACAUUAAGAGACGCGUCCAAGAAGAACUCGAUGUCGUCGUUGGUCGCGAACGGUUACCUACAAUCGAAGACAUGAUUAAUUUACCCUACACAGAAACCACAAUACUGGAAACGCUCCGCAUGUCAAAUAUUGUUCCACUUGCAACCACCCAUUCGCCUACAAAAGAUGUUCACCUUAAUGGCUACAGAAUCCCUGCAGGAUCUCAAGUUGUGCCUCUUAUCAACUGUGUGCACAUGGACCCCAAUCUGUGGGAGGAGCCCAACAAGUUUAAUCCAAGCCGUUUUAUCGACGACACGGGCAAGAUCAGACGUCCAGAAUUUUUCAUGCCUUUUGGUGUAGGUCGUCGCAUGUGCUUGGGCGAUGUCCUGGCCCGCAUGGAGAUGUUUAUGUUCUUUUCAUGUAUAAUGCACCAGUUCGAUAUACAACUAGAGGCUGGUGACGCACUUCCUUCACUGGAGGGCACAGUGGGCGCCACGAUCGCCCCACACGCCUUCCGCGUGAAGUUCCAGCCGCGAUCACCACCCGUGCCUGCCCCAUUUGGAACCGACCAUUUACACUUACGUCACGUUGGUGCGCACUGA